Molecule: messenger RNA, 936 nt
Organism: Bradysia coprophila
Lineage: Eukaryota; Metazoa; Arthropoda; Insecta; Diptera; Sciaridae
Source: RefSeq, a predicted model, not a curated record
AUACCGACAAUGUCGGCAAUUGCACCUAAUUGAUUUGUUUGCGUUUGGCAAUCAUAUAAAAUUGAACGGAAAGUGCAAAAAACAAACAUAACUCACCAAUCAAGUGCCAGUCGAUCGGAAGUUGGGACGAACUUAGCGAAGAUUCUAAUUAUGAUCAUUGGAGUAACUUUGUGAUCGUCAGCUAACAAUGAAGUUCAACGCAGAGUUGUCUAUUAUUUUCUUGCUGUAUGUGCUGGAAUCAUUAGAGUCGAAGCCCACGGCCAAUUUACCUAUCCCACGUGCAAUCGGACACCCAUCAGCAACACUCAGACGAAAAAAUGUCGACAUCUUGGCCGUAGCAACCAAACAUGUACCAGUAAAAGUGGAAAAGCAUUCGGAGAGUGGACAUUCAUCCGAAGGAAGUAAGAAAUCUCGUCAUGGUGAACAUCAUGACAAUUCGGAAGAAAAGAAACUGAGCAAGGGCUUGCAUCAUAAGUCGUCCAAAGAUAGUACAUCGGCAAAAAAAGGAAGCGAUACCAAAGAGAGCCACAACAAGGAAUACGACGAAGAAGCUGGUCACGAUAAGAAAACUGAAGACGAAGCCCAUGAGUCAUCAUUCGAUGAGGACGGCGAUCAUAAAGUUUAUGGCAGUGAGCAUAAGAGUGCCGACAAACACAAAGUGCGAAAGUUUGAACAAGGUUUCUUCAAAUCGUAUCACAAAAAGGAACGGAACAAGAAAUCAAACUUUUUCGAAGACCAUCAUCAGGGCGGCGAUUACAAGAAGUUCGGCCAGGGGAAGGAGAAAUACUACAAAACCAGUUCAGCUAAAAAGGCGAAAAAGGACGGAAAGACCAGCAGCAGUUCUACAUUCGAGGAUUCAAAAAAGAAAAGCAAAAUAAAAUGAUAAGAAAAUUGAAACAUCAAGUGACUUUACCGAAUUUCCAGCAACGCCUCCCU